AAAAGGAGCUGAAAAUAUGAAAGAAUCACCUAAUUUUUUUUUAUAGAUUUAUAUUAUUUACUUUUAUUUUAUAGUCAACGUAUAAUGUGUUCAUGCUGGGUUUAUUAUCACUUGUUCUUGGUGAUUUUUUGAGGACAAUUUACAUCAAUGUGAUUAUGUGCGAUUAUGGUUGACACUUCAAGUUUAUUUUGAAACGAUUGUUUUGCAAUCUUUGAGAGAAAGGGAAACUUAAAUUUUGUGUAAAGAUGGAUACGUUUAAUCCUGUGUUGUCUUUAGAGAACGCCCGUAGCGCAGAAAACGAAGUUAAAAUCCUCGAAACGUUGUGUAGAUUUUUGAAUCCCAACAACGAACGACAACACAUUUCGGACGAUCACGACUUGGAUACAGAAUGGUUAAAAAAUGCUGAUGAUGGAGACGUUAUAAACCCGUUUCCUGAUAAAAUACCUCAAGAUAUACUCAAGGAACAAGAGUACCUUAACAGAUUUACGUUUUAUUUGUUCGACAGGCGGUACGGUUGGUCGGAACAUUCAAUUCGUGUAGACCCAAGUACUGCUAUAAAAGAAGGGCCCAGUCAUUCUAAUACGGGACGUUCAUCCUCUUUGGGAAUUGAGAGUAAAUUUAAAGGACAGAUUAAUGAAUUAUUAGAUGAUCUAUUAAAAUGGUAAGUAUUUCGUAUUUUUGUGACAUAAAAUAUUUUUCAAGCUUGUUGAGUUAUGAUAUUUUAUUGAAUGCUAUGUUUGCUUGUUAUACAAUAUUUUCAUAUUUGAACCUGGUUCAUAUUUCAAAUUAAUGACAAGUGUUUCCCAAAGAGCCAUUAGGGGCCAUCUGCAUCAAAAUUUUGUCCCGCAGUUGCAGACGUGUUCUGUGAUGGUCGGAUAGGGAGGAAAUAGCAGAAAAUCCACAAUGAAAAAGUGGGAUGGGGGUGGGGUGGGGGGGAUAGGGAAGGAAUUGGGUCAUUCCAGAAAACAUCCAUAACAUCCCCACAGAGAGUUAACCCCCCUACCCCCUUCAGAUGUCCUAAUACAUUUACUAUUAUCAGAAACAAUUCCUCCCCCUCCCCUCCGGACGGCAGAAAUUUCCUCCAUGGGAGGAGUAUGGUUCUUUUCUGGAACGACCCAUUCCAAGCAAUUUGUGCCAGAACAAGUCCACAAUCAUGCCACAGUAACAUAUUUUACCUAGGCCUCUGUAACCCAGAUAUUUUAACUGUUGUGAGACGUUUAAUGGCCACUGUUACAUUAUUUUGAAUUGAUUCUAGGUAUAUUUGUCAAACAAGUCUUUCAGAGAAGUUACUUAAAAGCUUAACUUAUGCUCUCUCAAAAGGUAGAGUACAAAAUCCUGCUGUGGUUCGUACCUUGCUGACUAAUGAGAUGGAUGUGUGAUCUAGUCUCAUUAAGGUUCAGUUUUCUAAAUUUUAUUAUAAAUUUAUAGCAUCCAACUUCCCAGUGGUCCGAAAUCAAACUCUGAUUCAUAUUCUCGACUGGCUAAAGGUUGCAGCAAAAGAAGGCUUUGAGCCAACAACAUUUAUGCUGGUGAAG
Messenger RNA from Paramuricea clavata, 1535 nucleotides. The record is from the annotation of a GenBank genome assembly. Lineage: Eukaryota; Metazoa; Cnidaria; Anthozoa; Malacalcyonacea; Plexauridae.